CGACUUCUGCUGCCGUUGAGGAACUGAAGAAAAGCGUCUCCCGUUUGAAGUUACCCAAGGAGCAUUCCCCCCGAGUUUAGAAACUCAUUCGCCAACUAACACUUCAUCGAUAACGAACCGAAAUCAACUAACAUGGCGGACAAGAUCAAAGCAUUUUUCCAGAAAAAGAAAUCCGAUGCCAAAUUUAAGAUGGCUGGAAAGGGGUACAAAUUGACCGAAUCCGGGAGUUCAUCAAAAUCGAACUCUAAGGAAGCAGUGAAGCCAGUGACACGGGCGGAACCAACCACAGAGGCUAAAAUUGCCGGACAAGCUGCCCUGGCGAGGCUCGAGUCGAAGAGGCCAGACCCGACAAAGUUCAACACAUCGUACGCGGCUAUCCAGGCACAAGUCAAACGAGAACUGGAGGCGGAGAGAAAAGCGGCGAGUAACGAAGUGAAGGAAAUCGCGCUGCCAAAGAAGCAAAAAAUCCCAGAAGAGGUCGAGGCGAACCCGCUACUCGCUGUACGCGGGGUUUAUUUUCGCUGUCCGAUUAUUUCCGACGAAAUAUUAACCAGGGACGAGUGGAAGAGCAAGAUUCGACAGUUCCUUUACGAACAGCUUAAUCACGAGGAGCCCGGACUCACCGCCUGCCUCAUCAUUCAUAGUUGUAAUACCGGGAAAGAAAAGGUUGAGCAGUGUGUCGAAACGAUAUGCAAAUACCUGGAAAACAUCGUCAAUAAUCCGGGGGAGGAGAAAUACUGGAAAAUACGAAUGUCGAAUCGGGUAUUUCAGGACAAAGUGAAGCCCAUCGAGGGUGCCUUGCAGUUGUUUGAAGCUGCUGGUUUUGAAAUAGUCAAAAUAGCACAUCAGGAACAGGAAGAGGACUUCCUGGUCUGGAGUCCAGAAAAAUCUUCGAUCGAGCAAAUCGGUGUGCUGGUUGAUGCUCUGAGGACGGCAGAACCCGUUCGAAUUGAGUUGGACAGAAACUUACAAGUCUUACUGCCGAGUCAAGCAGCGAAAAGAAACGAAUUGCCUCCGAUUUUUUUCACCAUGUCACCGGAGGAGAUUAAGAAAGAGCAGCAGCUCAGGUCUGAAGCAGCAGCAAAGAGUCAAAUUCUCCGUACGAAAGCGAUGCGGGAAAAAGAGGAAUUGCGAGAAAUGAAGAAAUACCGUUACGCGUUGAUACGGGUGCGUUUCCCGGACGGGGUACUGCUUCAAGGAACGUUCGCGGUUUACGAAAGGGUCGAAAACAUCAUAGAAUUUGUCAGAGAGAAUUUGAUCAGCGACGAGAUACCGUUCGUUUUAACAACGCCGACGGGUCAUCGGCUCGGGGAUGAAGACUAUGAAAAGACCUUGGUUGACAACAGACUGGUCCCCGCAUCAAUAUUGAAUUUCAGCUGGGAUACGGAGAUUUUAGGCGCCAAGGGUCCCACCGAAUAUCUCAAAGAAGAAAUUAUCUGCCUGAUACAGUCCACGUAAGCCUUUGCACCCUGAUUGAGCUACGAUUUUAUCAUCAUCAGUCUCAACCGGUCAAUGGUAAGCGCGGACACUCUUGUUUGUACGAAGCGAAGUUUGGAGUCGUUGUUACUUUUCAAGCUGUAGAGAAGUCAGACGCCAACGCAUUGGUAGGAAAUGAUGCAUUAAAUUACCAAAAUAAUCGGUUUUGAACAUGUUAAUCAUUGACUAUUGUGCUCACGGUGCUGAUUGGUUGUAGAAAUCGUCGUGGUCCACCGUCUCACAUGCGGUUUGGUUCUGUUUUCGAUAUUCUACAAGACGAUGAAACUGAAAUCAAUACGCAAGGGAAA
Molecule: messenger RNA, 1784 nt
Organism: Diprion similis
Lineage: Eukaryota; Metazoa; Arthropoda; Insecta; Hymenoptera; Diprionidae
Gene: Gint3
Product: UBX domain-containing protein 6
Exons: 5
Coding region: 133-1458 (441 amino acids)
Cellular component (GO): cytoplasm
Molecular function (GO): protein binding
Source: RefSeq, a predicted model, not a curated record